Molecule: messenger RNA, 4685 nt
Organism: Mesocricetus auratus (golden hamster)
Lineage: Eukaryota; Metazoa; Chordata; Mammalia; Rodentia; Cricetidae
Gene: Oprk1
Product: opioid receptor kappa 1
Exons: 5
Coding region: 277-1419 (380 amino acids)
Biological process (GO): sensory perception of pain; G protein-coupled opioid receptor signaling pathway; neuropeptide signaling pathway
Cellular component (GO): membrane; neuron projection
Molecular function (GO): dynorphin receptor activity; neuropeptide binding
Source: RefSeq, a predicted model, not a curated record
AGCUAAGCUCUGGACUGCCCGCAGGGAAGCCACAGUGCCCAGGGAGCAUAACGGUGUGCAGCUGUGGAAGCUAGAGUUGAGCCUACACAGUCCUGGGAGCCACACACUGAGUAGCAGGGACUUGGACCCCUCAGGGCAGAACAGUCACCAGGAACUAGAGUGGCGUCUGGGACGCUGAUGGGGACUUGAGCUGCCGCUAGGUCUCCUGUCAGCGAUUGAUCGAUCCGGAGCUCUGCAGGUGCCACUGUUCGUCGCUUUCCAGCUGCAACCCUCACCAUGGAGUCCCCGGUCCAGAUCUUCCGCGGGGAGCCGAGCCCCACCUGCGCCCCAAGUGCUUGCCUACUUCCCAACAGCAGUACCUGGUUCCCUAACUGGGUAGAAUCGGACAGCAACGGCAGCAUGGGCUCCGAGGACCAGCCGCUGGAGACUGCACACAUCUCUCCGGUCAUCCCUGUCAUCAUCACUGCUGUCUACUCUGUGGUGUUCGUGGUGGGCUUGGUGGGCAAUUCGCUGGUCAUGUUUGUCAUCAUUCGAUACACGAAGAUGAAGACAGCAACCAACAUCUACAUAUUUAACCUGGCCUUGGCAGAUGCCUUGGUUACUACUACCAUGCCCUUCCAGAGUGCUGUCUACUUGAUGAAUUCUUGGCCUUUUGGAGAUGUUCUGUGCAAAAUUGUCAUUUCCAUUGACUACUACAACAUGUUUACCAGCAUAUUCACCUUGACCAUGAUGAGUGUAGACCGCUAUAUUGCUGUGUGUCACCCUGUGAAAGCUUUGGAUUUCCGCACACCUUUGAAAGCAAAGGUUAUCAACAUCUGCAUUUGGCUCUUGUCAUCAUCGGUUGGCAUAUCAGCAAUAGUUCUUGGAGGCACCAAAGUCAGAGAAGAUAUGGAUGUCAUUGAGUGCUCCUUGCAGUUUCCGGAUGAUGACUACUCCUGGUGGGACCUCUUCAUGAAGAUAUGUGUUUUCAUCUUUGCCUUUGUGAUCCCAGUUCUCAUCAUCAUUGUCUGCUACACCCUGAUGAUCCUGCGCCUGAAGAGUGUCCGGCUCCUCUCUGGCUCCCGAGAGAAGGACCGCAAUCUCCGCAGGAUCACCAAACUGGUGCUGGUGGUGGUGGCAGUCUUCAUCAUCUGUUGGACCCCCAUUCACAUCUUCAUCCUGGUGGAGGCUCUGGGCAGCACCUCACACAGCACAGCUGCCCUCUCCAGCUAUUACUUCUGCAUUGCCUUGGGUUAUACCAACAGUAGCCUGAAUCCUGUCCUUUAUGCUUUCCUUGAUGAAAACUUCAAGCGCUGUUUUAGGGAUUUCUGCUUCCCUAUUAAGAUGCGAAUGGAGCGACAGAGCACCAGCAGAGUUAGAAAUACAGUCCAGGAUCCUGCUUCCAUGAGGGAGGUGGACGGGAUGAAUAAGCCAGUAUGACUAGUCGUGGAGAUGUCUUCCUACAGCUCUCCAGGUAGAGAAGAGUUCAAUGAUCUUGGUUUAACCCAGAUUACCACUGCAGUCUGAAAUGGAAAGAUGAGGUGUUUGAUAGUGCAGACAUGUCAUGCUCUAAAGUCUUCAACUGCAGGGCACAUUAGUGAUCUAGCUGAGUAGGGGCAGCAAGUCUGAAGAACAAAGCACAGGAGGAUCUGGCAACAACAAGGAAGGCAGUCUAAACUCAACCCAUUCAUAGGCAAAGAUAAGACUCUUCUUUCUGGUUCACUUGGUUUAGUUAACCUCCAUCUGCGUGGCCUUCCCAUGCAACAGUUCCAAAACUAAAGAAGAAAACAAAGGAAAAAGCAAAGCAAAACCAAACCACUGGAUCCAAAGUUUAGUAGACACCAAAUGUACCUGCUACCACUGACAGAAGCAACCUCAGCUAGAAUGAGAGCAUGCCGAUGCUCAGAUCCAGAGCAUACCCUGCUGGAUGGACAGGUCUCUCGUGUGAAAAGAAUGCAUCUUAGGAAGAACUUGGACUCAGACUCAUGGCACUGAACAAGACAUAGUGGUAGAGGGCAUCAUCUUAAAACUUGUGAACUUGUUUAAAGUUGUGAAUGCUCUCUUCACAGAGUUUUUAAUGCCUUGAAAACUACAGUUUGCUAAUUAACAUAUCUAGGCUUUAGCAUGCUAUUCAGGUAGAUAAUCUUCUGAGCAAAGAUGUACCGAUGUUAAGAAGUGUGAGGCAUAUAUACCAACAAAGUGUGUGUAGUUUCAUCUGUAAGUAGUCUGUGUGGAAAUAAGGAACAGGCUUCCUGCCUAGCCAGGACAUUUCUCAAGGCUGCAGCAGUGAUACCACUGGAGGCAUGGAACAUUGAUGCUGAGAUAUUUUGCUGCAAUGUAAGCUUUUCUAGGACUCAGUCAUGGUGUGAUUUCCUCUGGAUUCCUCAACCAUCAUUUGUGCUAACACUGCUCAUAACUUGGUAUUAACAAAUCCCCAAAUUUUGAAUUCACUCUAAGAUAGUAGUUUUGGUCAAAUCUACUUUGUGGUAGCAUCUGUUUGUAAACACACACCUAUUGCCAGAUUCUCUACUCAGGUAGAGCAAAUUGUUUUGAUCAUGUGAAUCUUCAGGUAUUAUGAUCUGGUUUUUCACGUGAAGUAGAAUUGUUUCCAUAUACAUGCUGAUGAAGGAAAUGAAGCUUGAGGUGCCUAAGUACAGCUUGCAUGGUCUUGGGUAAUGGUGUAUCAUGGAGGUUACUGUCUGAGAAACCCAUUUAGGAUAAUUUUGCUAAAUCUUCCAAAUGACAUAUAAAUUCCCCUUCUUUAAAAUUUAUGGUUCAGAGAAAAUGAGCAUUUUUUGUUGUAAUUUUACUUGAAAGAAGAAGGAAAGGGUAAUUUAGAAAUAAUAUCUAUUUCUAAGCUUGUUCAUGGUUAGGGCAGCACCCCUUGGAGUCUAAUAGAGCAUCUAAUGUGUGGACUUGGAUACUGUAGAUUCCAUCCGUGCGUCCUCACUAUCAGCUGUUUCACUGGUGCUGCUCCCGCUCUCUCUGGAGAAUGAGACCUGCAUGAAGGUAUGACACACUCUGCAGAGUCACUGUUAUUAUGUUUAUCUCCAUUCAGGACUUUUAUGCUACUGAUUACAAUGGUGACCAGUGACACUGUAGAGACAUUUUCUGAUGGAAAUAAAGUGCUCUUUUCAGUACUCCUUAUAUUUCACUGAAUACCAAGAUGCUCUGGGAUUCUUCUGUAAUAACACAAAGCUGGAAUGUAUUAAGCACAUGUGUUAGUGUAGAUUUAAGCAUGGAGGCUAACAGAGGAAGACAGACAAGUAAAAAGGAGGCAGGGGCAUGCCCUAGAGUGUAACACACUUUUUUGAAAAUUAUUUUAUUAUUAUCAUUAUCAUUAUUAUUAUUAUUGUGUGUGUGCACAUGCAUGGAGAGGUAGGAGAACAACUUUUCACAAUUAGUUCUCUCCUUUUUCUUUUACAUGGUUCUGGGGAUGGAACUCACAUUAUCAGACUUACAUUGUCAUAUGUUAUGUGCCUUUACUCACUGUCUUAUCAUGCCAUCCCAGACCAAAGCUUUCUUAAAGAGCAAGUCACCACCCUUGCAUUCUUAUAAAUGAAUAUAUAGAGAAGAAUGACUUAAAUAUUGGGUGACAUUAACCCAAUAGUUAAAACCUUGGCUAUUAUGCUAAAGGGACAUGUAUGUGAACAAAGUAGUUCCAUGAACAAAUGCCACCGAAGUAGGCCAUAGAAAUGCUUCUACAUCACUGUAAGAUGUGAGAGAUGUUGAUAGAUUAUUCUCCAGUACCAAAUACAAUGGAGUUACCACAUCACCAUGGAAUGGAGUUACAGCAGUGACCUCUUUAACUUUAUGCUCUGCUAAUAUCCCUGCUUCCUGCAUUUCUUGAUCCCAUGGACGGGGGUAAGUAGCUUUGCUGCCCUUGAAUGUAUUCUGAACUUCUCCUUGACCCAAUUGAAAAACAGGUGACAGCCACUUUGGGGCACUAGUGCAAAGAAUCACAGAGAUUCACACACAGGAGGGAAAGUGUCAACUACCUACAUAUAUUUUAUUAUUGAAGUUUAGAUAUGUGCACAUAUACAUGAUCAUAUAUAUGAAAGAGAGCAGGUGCAUACAUGUGUGUGCACAUGUGCAUGAUGCUAGGAAGCAGUUGUCAUAUUGCCAUGCUUGAUUGUUUCCAACUGUGCUUUUGUUUAACCCCAUGGUUCUCAAGUGACUCUCCCUCUCAGAGGUUCCCCGAAGGCUCUCCCAUCACACAAAAAACUGUUGCUUGUUGUGUCUGUGACCUUAAGAACAGCUCUACCUGGACUUUAUCUUCCAACAUUAAUGACAACUUUUGGAAAAAAAAUUCUUUAGAGAGAAAUCAAGAAUUUUGGGGAAAAGGGUUUAAUUUUGUGGCAGAUACAAGUUGUUAAACUUGUAUCCAGCAAUUUAUAUGUACUCCAUUUGAUACAUAAGAUGAACAAAAUGAGGAAUACACUGGCAGGUUUUAAAUGAAAAAAUUUAAAGGAAAACCUAUGACAAGGUUGUGUGUCCAUUCCACAAGACUUAUUUUCCAAGCAAGAACUUGGUAUCAAUAUGAAUGUCUCACAAGGUUACAAAUUGGCUCGGGCCAUGACAAUUUUCCUCUCUGAAAGUGAAGUGUGUUCUUUGCCAUAUGGAUAUUAUUUAUACCUUAUAUUGAUAGUAAUUAUACAUUGUAUAUAUGAUUGUGUGCCUUGUAAUAAAACCAAAAUUGUACCUGC